Molecule: messenger RNA, 1041 nt
Organism: Prorocentrum cordatum
Lineage: Eukaryota; Dinophyceae; Prorocentrales; Prorocentraceae
Source: the annotation of a GenBank genome assembly
AUGCUGGGGCGCCUGGCUUGGCAGUUGUGGACCGAGGGCGCCUCAAGGUCUUGCUUUCACGAUUACUAUGCUCGAUUGCUCACGUUCUCUACAGUCGUCAGGACGGUCAUUCUUGGGAAAGACGGCACUCAACAAUCUGUUCACAAGCGCAAACAAUCCAUCAGGCUUGCCAUGUCACGGAGAAGCUACCAGUUAUUUUGUGUAGCAGUUGUCGGGAUAGUUUACCCGAUGUUUCUCUUCUCCGCAGAUGACCGCCCGCAUAUCGUUCCCAGGCGCUUGCAUUAUGCGUUCUCUGGGGUGGUAGUUGUGUCAGUCAAUGUGUGUCCUAGCUUGUUGACCCCAUCACAACUUCAUUUGUGGUAUUGCCUUCUGUUACUCUCACAUGCAAUUUCUCUGUCACCGCUGUUGCAGUUCGCGGAAUCGAUCAGCCCCCUCAAAUCUCAUGUAUUGUGUGAUUGCUUAAUGUACUGCAUGAUUGACUUCAGCCUUCCAGCGAAUUUGUUUUGGACGACACUCUGCUAUCUUUCCGCUGCGUCCACAGCGUUUGCUGGCAAGUCCAAUGGCAUGCCGUGCCACGACCCUAAAACCACAAAUGACCUGUUUCUUGAUUGGAUACGUGUCGUUGUAUCUUUGGUAAUCUUGCACGUCGUGUUCUCAAUGGUGGUCAGUACCCUCUUAGAGGGUCAAGCAUGUCGGAGCGAGUUGCGCGCCGCAAAGUCGAUCUUAGCAGGCGUUUGUGACGCCGUGGUCGAGCUCGAUGCCAAGCUGAUGCUCGUGUGGCCUUCCGGAAAGCUCGCGGCUUUGUUAAUGCAUAGCGAGCCUCGAUCUUUGGCGGGAAUGAGUAUAUCGUCCUUUCUUGCCACAAAGGCCGAUCGCGAAACAUUUGCCAAACAGGUAACCUCCAGUACUGCGUAUGAUGAUUUCUGCACGGCUUUUCACGUCAAAUUGCGGGACACUUGUGGCAUCUCUGUGUCGGUGGAAGUUUUCUGCGUGCGCUGCAGUAGUGGUGAUAAAAAGAAGUCGUACCUGGUCGGCUUUUAA